Anastrepha ludens (Mexican fruit fly) is the source of this 2627-nucleotide messenger RNA. Its product is annotated as mucin-2-like. NCBI's taxonomy places the organism in Eukaryota, Metazoa, Arthropoda, Insecta, Diptera, Tephritidae. The record is from RefSeq and is a predicted model, not a curated record. The transcript is spliced from 4 exons. The coding region runs from base 96 to 2261 and encodes 721 amino acids.
GAAAAAUAUUGGAAUAUAUAAUCCUAUAAUCGCAGCACGCUACUCCAAAUCAGACACUUUACUAACAACGCCCACUACACCAACAAAUCCUCGAUAUGCUUUGGUUAUACAGCAUCCCACUGCCAUUAUUGGAUUAUCGUUUAAUCGCAAUAAAUGCAUUGAUUUACGAUUUAAUUGCAUCGGAAAUUGUAAACGUAAAUGCACACAUUGUUAUUGCGGCUACUGACAUGACAGAAUUUGACAAAUCAGCAACAAUGCGCACGACUUGCACGACAACAAAAAUAUUGCGACUAACGCAUGAAAGGCAGCGAGAGGCGCUCAAAAGUCCUACAACGAGAAGGUCAACAACAAUGAGCAACGCUGACAAAGCUGAGUUGGCAUUUUUCGGGCAAAAAUCGAAGCAUGCCAGUGAUCACGUUGUACUGGGUGACAACAACAGUUUGAGCGACAGAAAUAUUGGAUUUACUCUAUUGGCAAAUGGAAAAGGCAACAGUUUACCCAUCCCUCUACAAACACCAGCUACCCCAACUAGUGACGAUGUGGUCGUUUCUAUUAUUGCAGCAAGGACAUUUGAUAUGAUGACUGACGAUAGCAGCCGUUUUGCCAAUAGUUUCAACGUCAUACCAACAAUAAAUGAGCGCGUUGACAAUUUUCGAAAUGACAAAAAGCAAAUCGCAUCAACGACAAUGACAGGAGUAGUAACCGCAGCACGAACGGCAGCAGCAGUAACUGCAAAAGCCGAGGUGAGAGUAGAUUCCAAACAGCCAGCAAUAAAAGUAAGAGUCAUAACAGCAAUAAAAUCGGCAGCAACACAAUUUACUACAUCGGCAUCACAGCCAUCAGUGUUGAUAUCGGCAUCGACAAUACCAGCAAGAACGAGAAGAGUAAGCACCCACGCUGCGCAGCCAGUAACAUCAGCAACGCCAGCACAAACUACAAAGGCAGCAACGACAUCUAAAGCUACCAUAACAAUGUCAAAAUUGCUAACAACAACAACAGCAGCAGCAACAACAGGAACAACAGCAAUGGAAACGCGUGCAAUGCCAUGGUGGCCAACAUUGCACGGUCAUGAUUUAUUAUCGUCAACAAAUGGGAUGCCGAAUUGCCGACUAACGCCAGAGUGUGAUUGUGUGGUACAAUGUCAUGCAACAACAAAUAGCAAUACAAGAACAACAACAACAUAUCUGGAAUUUUUUGAAUCAUCAAGAGCCAUCAAAACAGCAGCAGCAGCAGCAGCAGCAGCAUUAACGCCAUCAUCACCAUCAUCUCCGUCAUCACCAUCAUCAUCAAUACCAACCACGCCAGUACUAACCGCUAAGGUGCAGGCGACCACUACAACUGCAACGGCAACACCAACGGCAGAAGCAGAGGCAAGCCAGCAAUCUUGGUCAACAGCACAUGUCACAAAGUCUGGUGGCACAAAAUUGUCACCAUCAAACAACAAUUCAGCGGCAUUUAACGCGAAUAGCAAUAAAAAGAAGCUUGCAACAGCAACAUCUACAACUAAAGCAGCGCAAACUCUAUCGGAAUGUAGCACUGCACGCCCAACACCAACAGCUAUGCCAUGUUCCACAACUGGUACAACAAAUUCAACAGCAACUGGAACAACAAUAGCUACAACAAUAGCUACAACAACAGCAAAAAGUACAGCAUCAAAGCCCACUGCCACAUUGCAAUUGCACUGGCAACGCAUUCUAUCACGUCAAAAACGUUAUCUUGCAUUUCCGGAGGGAUCAUCGUUUUCCGUCUCGCUUUGCAUCACGGUCGGCAUUAUCGGUAAUCCUAGGUACAAUUAUAUGAGUUACGGACUAAAUUGGGGUGUCUCUUAUGAUUUGCCCAAUGCCACUUGGGUGUUAAAUCAGUUACAUGGGCUUAGUCGACGUCCAGUGCCGGAGGCUGUGCUACACAGGCGCAGCAAGCGUGCGCUCUAUGAACGUAUCGGCGAAGCUGUGGAUAACAUGGGUUACAAUGGGCGUGAAUGUGUGCUGCGUGCGCUCUGCGAAAGUCGCCAAUACUUUGCACGCAAUAAGAUGGGCAUGAUCGGUGAGAUGUUGCGCGUUAUUUUUAGUUUGCCAAAACAACGUCUAUUCACGCGGGAGUUGCGUGAAAAUUCCGAGAUCCUCGCUUAUGACCACGCCUAUCGCAAAGCACGUACGGUCAAUUGUGCCACGCACUAUGACUGCUCAUUUUCACUGCUUGAAUUGGCAUUUGGAAAGUAUGCAAGGCCACCUAUUGAUUAUUAUAACAAAUUUGGCAUGUAAAAAAGGUCAAGAAAAAAUAACAUUUAAAAAAAUUACAAUACGAUUAUUAAACUAAUAUAACACUGUGUGACAAAAAAACGAAAAUUAAAUAUACUUUUAUGGAGACCUAGCACAACUUGUGGGUAUAGAAAAACUAAGAAAAAUGGUAUAGGAGAAAUUUCCAAUACACCCCCAAAAUCUCAUUUUAUGGCCAUAAAACCGUUUUUCAGUAGGUUGAUAUGAACAAUCACUCCUAACUUCGCCAAUUUCCAUCCGAUCUCGAAUUUGUUUUUUUAGUUCGAAAGAACAAAAACAAGCCUUUUUGACAGUAUGUUGACAAUUUUUCUGAAAUGACAACUGACGAGACUGUAGACGGAAGUAUUUGAA